Messenger RNA from Pygoscelis adeliae (Adelie penguin), 2586 nucleotides. It is a transcript of the gene KLHL38, whose product is annotated as kelch-like family member 38. Gene Ontology annotation, molecular function: protein binding. Bases 293 to 2035 code for a protein of 580 amino acids. Lineage: Eukaryota; Metazoa; Chordata; Aves; Sphenisciformes; Spheniscidae. The transcript is spliced from 4 exons. The record is from RefSeq and is a predicted model, not a curated record.
GUGACUUCAGAAUAAACACAUCCAGCAAUCACCCUCUAUGAAUCACUUACCUACUGAAAGAAACGUCCUGUGGGUUUAUAGGUUUUUAUCCAGGCUCUAGCUAUGGAAAAUCUCAGCAGAGAAUAAACGACAGAGAGUAAGUGAAUGCAGUGAAGGACAACAGAAGUGAAUGGAUAUUUAGAGCAACAUCAAAGUCCCGAUUUGUUCCCUUGGAGCUGGAUAUUUCAAUAAAAGCUGCUAAGAAUUUGGUUUUUUCUGCCAAGUCCAGAAUUCAUCUCUCUCCUAUUUUGCUAUGGAGGAGGGAUCCACUGAGGAGUUUCUCUUCAAAGACCAGGACUUCUCCUCUGAACUGCUGAGGCAGCUGAAUGCUCUGCGGCAGAGCGGGAUGCUGACUGAUGUUACCCUCUGCUCUGGGGGCUUCGAAAUCCCCUGCCACCGAAACGUGCUGGCUUCCAGCAGUCCGUACUUCAAGGCGAUGUUCUGUAAUGACUUCAGAGAGAGUCGCCAGGCUAAAGUCAUCCUGAAGGGCAUCGAUGCUGAGGUUUUGGAUCAGAUUAUCCUUUACGUUUACACAGGGGAGAUUCUUAUAUCCACUGAGAAUGUCCUGUGCCUCUUGGAGACGGCCUCCAUGCUGCAGUACACUAAGCUGUUUGAGGCCUGCUCUGCCUACCUCCAAGACAAGCUGACUCCUGACAACUGUCUGAGCAUGAUCAGACUGGCAAAAGUCUUGAACUGCCAAAACCUGAGUAAGAAAGCCAAGGCUAUGGCUUUGAAAUGCUUUCCUGAGGUGGCCUCUUCUGAGGACUUGAAGGACCUUUGUCCCUUGGAGCUCAUUGAUUACCUUGGGGAUGAUGAGCUCUGCGGGGAGGAGGAGCAGGUCUUUGAGACACUGAUGGUCUGGAUCAGGCAUGACCUCCAGGCAAGACAAGGCUACAUCCAAGAGUUGUUCAAGAAGGUCCGGCUUCAGUACGUCCAUCCAACUUUCCUCUUCCACUUCAUUGCCAAUGACUCCCUCGUUCAGUCCUCACCCACUUGCAGGAGCAUCCUUGAGUCAGCCCGGAGACAUAUGUUUUCCUUGUACAGCACCGACGCGCCUGACAUCAAGCCCAUGCUGCAUGUUCCUCGCAGGUACUCCAGCCAAGAGUUCCUCAUCAUCAUUGGUGGCAGGAAGGACAGCCAGCAGACCACGAGGGAUGUCCUGCUCUAUGAUGACAAGACAAACCAAUGGCUAAGCCUGGCCAAACUUCCCGUGCGCCUGUACAAAGCCUCUGCAGUGAGCCUACACAGCAAUAUUUAUGUGCUCGGAGGGAUGCCUGUUAGCAAUAUGAAAAGCCCGGUCAGCGAUAAUAUUUACAUUUACUCCCUCAAACUCAAUCAGUGGAGGUUGGCUGAGCACAUGUUAGUUCCACGUUACUCCCACAGAAGCUUGGCAUAUAAAAAUUAUAUUUUAUCAUUCGGUGGAAUUGGUGAAAACCAGGAAAUCCUGAAUUCUGUGGAAAGAUAUGAUAGCAUCUACAACACCUGUGAGAGCAUGGCAAACAUGCCUGUUGCUGUCCUUCACCCUGCUGUUGCUGCCAAAGAUCAGAGGGUCUACCUCUUUGGGGGAGAAGACAUUAUGCAAAACCCUGUCCGGCUGAUCCAGGUUUACCAUGUCUCCAGGAAUACGUGGUUUCGGAUGGAGACCAGAGUGGUGAAGAAUGUCUGUGCACCAGCUGUCAUGAUUGGAGACCAGAUUAUCAUCGUAGGUGGGUACACCCGGAGAAUAAUUGCUUAUGAUACAAAAGGCAACAAGUUUGUUAAAUGUGCAGACAUGAAGGACAGACGAAUGCAUCAUGGUGCCACUGUCAUCAAGAACAAGCUGUAUGUCACAGGAGGACGAUGUCUCACCGCGGACAAUGUCAUUGAGGACUUGGAUUCCUUGGACUGCUAUGACCCAGAGACUGACACAUGGACACCAAAGGGAAAAAUGCCACACAAACUCUUUGACCAUGGGUGCCUUACACUCCAGUGCGUCCCCUGUUCUAACCUUCUCUAAACGACCUUUGGUACUUCCCAGGACAUUUUGUGCUUUCCUUCCCAGAAAGGACCCACCUUGCACUGCAGAGAGCACAUGGGGAAUCCUCAUGGGGUCCCACAAACUCCUGACCUUGAAGGCACCAGCGGUGUUAGUCAUUCCCCAAAUGGUCUGCCAGAAAGGUCAUGAGCUUUGCGCUCAUGCCGUAUUUGCCUGACCAGUAUUGCAUAUGGUGCUGCUAAGUCCAACCCAGAGGACUCAGCAGAGUCAGACCAGAGUCUCAGCUGAAAACAGGAAAAAGAUACUGAGUAAGAACGUGCUGCAGGAUUUGGCCUUGUACAGACUUUAAAAUGAAAGGUGAAUAGGAAUGCUGGUAUCUCCAGGGAAAGUAAGAUCUGGGUAACCUGCAUUUGUUAACAUGCAAACUCAGCUGCGUGCCGCGGCCCUUUGCUGCUCGGUGCUGACAAAGCUUUCCAUUUCGAGUGGUGGCAGUGUUUAGAAUAGGAAGCCCCAAGCUCUAGUCUUGUAGCCAGCCCAGCAGCAGCUACCUGCGUUAGCUAUGGUAGUCAUCU